UAUGCACAAUGUCAGAAACCAUAGCCUCAUUGAAUAUAUAACAACAUGUUGAAGUUUGUUAUUAUUUAUUUAUAUUUAAUAUUACCGAAAGUUGUGUGUCUUUUCACUAAAAUUAAAAAGUAUACCAUUUAUGAGGUGACGGCUUUUAAUGCAAGAGAACGAGCACUUUUAUAUUAUAUGUAUAUAAGAAAUGAUAAUGUGAUAUUUUUGAAUGGAGUUUCCAAUGAAGCAGGUGUACCAAUGGAUAUAGUUGUUGAUGCAUGCUGUACAAAAACAUUUGAAGAAAAGUUGAAAGAUAAUGAUAUAGAAUACAUAAUAAUACCUCCUGAAAAAUUGAUCCCAAAUAUAAAGGAUAUCAUUAUUGAACAGGACUCCCCUUUCACCCGUAUGCCAAAUGUAUCAAAUGGAUUUUAUACAUGGGAUUCACUAAAUAUAUGGAUGGACAUAAAAAUUAGAAAGAAUCCAAUUUUGACUAAGAUCAAAAUUGCUAAAACUUAUUUAAGUCGAGAACUUUCUAUACUAAAACUAUCAACAGGAAGAAAGCAUACUGCAGUAUUUUUGUUGGGAGGAGAAGAUGGAAAGGACUGGUUGUCACCAGCAAUAUUACUAAACUUUAUUGAAUAUAUCUUAGAACAAAAGCAAGAUGUUGAUUCACUUACAAAACAUUAUGACUUUUAUAUUGUCCCAAUACUGAACCCUGAUGGAUAUGAUUUUAACAUAAAAAAGGACUGGUCUUGGGGAAGAAACAGAAGAAUUUAUUUUCCCAAAAAAAUGUGUAAUAGAAACCAAUCAGCCAUUGGCAUAAACUUGAACAGGAAUUGGUUUAGCAGCAGAGAUUUCAUUCGAGAUGAAGAAUGUGAUCCAGUUUACUCAGGUGGUAAAUCACUGUCUGAGGAAGAAACUUCAAACUUAGCAAAGUUUUUGGAUAAAAUUGCACUGAACAUGAUGGUAUUCAUUAAUAUACAAGGUUUUGAAAAACUGAUAACAAUACCAUUUGGAUGGACCAAUGUUUAUUGUAAUAAUUACCCCAUUCUGAUGGAUAUACUGUCAUCAGUGCAUGACAGAGUAAUGGAAGAGCAUGAAAAUGGUGAUUUCUUUUAUGGUCCUACCUGUAGUUACUUUUAUAAUUACACUGGUAAUAUUGCUGACUGGGUUAAAAGGAAAUUCAACACACCAGUGGUAUUUACCAUCUACAUGAAGACUAGCGGUUACAUAUUUCCGAGUGCAAAGGAUAUAGUACCACUGACUAAUCAGUUUUCAACUAUGUUAAAAGAGACAUUGAUGUUAGCCAGCAGCGUUUACAGUCCAUUAUUUAGUACUCAGAUCAGAAACUCUAUAAAUUACUUAGUUAUUUUAAUAAUUCCUGUUACAAAUUUAUUUUUUUCAUGGAGUACAUAAAUACUCAAUAAAGAAUAUCCAUUUAUCCUAA
This is a messenger RNA of Trichoplusia ni (cabbage looper), 1429 nucleotides long. Its product is annotated as carboxypeptidase B-like. Gene Ontology annotation, molecular function: zinc ion binding; metallocarboxypeptidase activity. The transcript has 6 exons. The record is from RefSeq and is a predicted model, not a curated record. The coding region runs from base 46 to 1398 and encodes 450 amino acids. NCBI's taxonomy places the organism in Eukaryota, Metazoa, Arthropoda, Insecta, Lepidoptera, Noctuidae. Gene Ontology annotation, biological process: proteolysis.